AUGCCUCUGUGGUUGUUCCAUCACACCAAAGACGCCUUCAGCAUCGAGGACAAGGAGAAGAUCGCUAAAGGCAUGGCGAACAUUUACACAACUUUCGGUCUCCCGGGGUUCUUUGCCCACUGCCAAUUCGUUGAGCUAGACCAAGGCAGCUUCUGGUCUGGCGGUAAGCAGCCGGACCACCACUCCUGCACUAUCGGUAUCUAUCAUGCUGCGGCCAGUAUCCGCAAUCCCGAAGAGGGCGAAAUGUUUCUCAAGGCCCUCGACGACGUUCUUCGCCCUGUCUUAAGACCCAAGGACAUCAGGUGGGAGAGCAACGUCCACGAGACCCCGCCUGACCUCUGGCGACUACAAGGCAUGGCUGUGCCAGGAUUUGGGACGGAGCUUUUCAAGAAAUGGGUGGAGCGUGAUGGUUUCACUGCGCAGGAGGAGGAGGAUCUCCUCCGGCAGCAAGGUUACUUUGAUGACUCGCGUUGGAAGUUGCCAACGUUCUAG
Fonsecaea monophora is the source of this 492-nucleotide messenger RNA. RefSeq lists its product as hypothetical. Bases 1 to 492 code for a protein of 163 amino acids. Lineage: Eukaryota; Fungi; Ascomycota; Eurotiomycetes; Chaetothyriales; Herpotrichiellaceae. The record is from RefSeq and is a predicted model, not a curated record. The transcript has 2 exons.